Tripterygium wilfordii is the source of this 1225-nucleotide messenger RNA. RefSeq names its product serine acetyltransferase 5. The record is from RefSeq and is a predicted model, not a curated record. Gene Ontology annotation, molecular function: L-serine O-acetyltransferase activity. Gene Ontology annotation, cellular component: cytosol; cytoplasm. The transcript is spliced from 2 exons. Lineage: Eukaryota; Viridiplantae; Streptophyta; Magnoliopsida; Celastrales; Celastraceae. The coding region runs from base 133 to 1002 and encodes 289 amino acids.
CCUACCAGUUCCCAACCCCACAAUAAGGUCAACAUUGAUCACCAAUGAAGUUUUGAAGCUAUUCAUUGAUCGAUCCUCUUUGCUACAACACGCCUGCUCUGGAUUAAACCUUGUAUCAACGCGAUUAUCAGGAUGCCGGCCGGCGAGCGUCUGUAUGAGUCGCUUGUGGAUUUAUCGGUGGAAGAGAACGAGGCUGUCCUGUGGAACCAAAUCAAGGCGGAGGCACGGCGUGACGCGGAGGUGGAGCCGGCCCUAGCCAGCUAUCUAUACUCGACUAUCCUCUCGCACUCUUCGCUGGAGAGGUCCCUCUCCUUCCACCUGGGAAACAAGCUCUGCUCCUCCACUUUGCUCUCCACACUCCUUUACGACCUCUUUCUCGACACUUACUCGUCUGACCCCGGCCUUCGCACCGCUACUGUUGCCGAUUUGCGUGCCGUUCGUACGCGUGACCCAGCCUGUGUGUCCUUCUCUCACUGCCUUCUCAAUUACAAGGGUUUCUUGGCCUGCCAGGCUCACCGAAUUGCUCACAAGUUGUGGGCUCAGUCCCGUAGGCCAUUGGCACUGGCAUUACAUUCUCGCGUCUCAGAAGUUUUUGCUGUUGAUAUACACCCAGCAGCAAAAUUCGGGAAGGGGAUAUUGUUUGAUCAUGCAACUGGAGUAGUGAUAGGUGAGACAGCAGUGAUUGGGAACAAUGUGUCAAUAUUACAUCAUGUUACACUUGGUGGGACAGGGAAGACAUGUGGAGAUCGGCACCCGAAGAUUGGAGAUGGAGUUCUUAUUGGGGCUGGUGCAACCAUAUUGGGGAAUGUAAAGAUUGGGGCUGGAGCGAAAAUUGGGGCUGGUUCAGUGGUUUUGAUUGAUGUGCCACCACGGGCCACAGCCGUGGGGAACCCAGCAAGGCUGGUUGGAGGGAAGGAAAAGCCAGUGGUACAUGAGGAGUCCCCUGGGGAGUCCAUGGAUCAUACAUCAUUCAUUUCUGAGUGGUCAGAUUAUAUUAUUUGAUGAGGUUGACCUCAAUUUUUGUUUUCUUAAUGGCAGAAUAAGUUAUGUACAAUAGCAUUGUUAUCCUAGUCACAUACAAUAGCAUUAUUGUUGUAUUCCUUCUUUGCUUAUAGGCUAUAGGCUUUGAUUGAUCAAAGCCGAACAAUUGAUGUUGUGUGUAUUGGAUUGAAAUGUCAUCAUACUUGUUUGAAUAUAGCAGUGAAUUAAUAACUUUAAAAUCGAA